This is a messenger RNA of Arachis ipaensis, 1868 nucleotides long. NCBI's taxonomy places the organism in Eukaryota, Viridiplantae, Streptophyta, Magnoliopsida, Fabales, Fabaceae. The record is from RefSeq and is a predicted model, not a curated record.
CACUUUUUAAGCAUAGUUAAAACUCCCAUCCAAACAAAACGAAACCACCAAAAAAAAAAAAAAAGAAUGGUGAAAAACUAAAAAACCCUAAACAGAACUUUUUUGAUUCCAAUGGAGGAGACACAGCGAUGCCGCAUCUCCAACUCAUUCCGCCACCACCGACUUACCCGCAUCUGAGCCUACAUCAACGCGCCACCGUGCUAGAGCUCUGAAGCCCAAGGCCAGCUCCCUCUCACUAUAGCGCAUCAUAUCCACACGGCGUCGCUACUGCGUCGUCUUCCCCGACAGAUUUUGCCACUUGUUCUGCUUUUGCUCCGGCGGAUGUGAAGCACUCGGAGAACGGUUUGGGCAUAGACUCAGUGCCGAUGGCUGAGGAGAUCUGAGAGAAGAGCGAAACAGAGAGAUUCAGAGAGGAGAGAGAGCUCGCAUCGCCAUCAUCACUGCCGUCGCCACUGCGGUUUAUCGCCUCUCCAGAUCUGGUUGCAACGCCCAAGGCUCUGAGGAUGUUCCGUUACGACCUCCUCGACGAGACGCAGAACAAGCUCGAUUACAUCCUCUCUCUCACCGUCAAGAACUUGCUCGAGCGCUGCCUCCAUAUUCUCGUCUUCAAGUCUGGUAUAGCCAAGUCCAUUCACCAGCGCUACAUUAGUUUAGAAUCUAACUUCCUAAACAUUCAAGUAGCUCAAAAUUAAAGCCACAGAGGAGGUUGAUUAAGCUGGAGGCUUUGGAGAAAGUCAUCCAUGAAUGAAUAGAUGCUCCCGGAGCACCUAGGCAGUGGUGGUUUGGCGGGGGGACUGACUUGACUCCUUCUUACAUUUUCGAGGAGGAUGUUAAACAUUUCCAUUUGGUUAAACUUAAAGAACUUGAAGCUAAUCUGCUUGAGAAUAAGGCAAAUAAUUAGAAGUUGCAACACACCUACAACGAGCUGGUAGAAUAUAAGCUUGUUUUGGAGAAGGUAAGGUUUGCUAAGUACAACAAUAAUAGCUACAAAUUGCCAUCACCAAAUUCGAUAGGUUCUACUAUUUUUAAAUUAUAUGCAGAUUGUAAGUAUAGAUGGAAACAUUAUGCUUAGGCUCAACAGAGCAGUGGGUUGCUUCUUCGCGUGUUUCAGGAACAACGAUAACCAUCGUUGCCGCACUCAUCUGACCGCCAACUCUUAUAGUUCCACCGAUGUUCUGGUAUCUCGAAACAGCUAUUCCUCUGUGUUUCGAGCUCAAGAGAAAGAAGAUUGUGCAAUCAAUUGCAGUGAUGUUUUGGAAUUUCAGGGAGAUGACUUGGGGCUUAAGGAUGAGGCAUAUACGAGCGAGUUGCAGCUUAAAGUGGAUCACUUGCUGGAAAAGAAUGCAAAACUCAAGAGACAGCAACAAAAGGCAUGCAUCUUCAUUUUUAUACAUAAAUACACACAUUUUAGUUACUAGUGAUUUUGUUUGUUUAUGUUUAUGUUUCAAUAUUUCAUCAAGUGAACCUUAUAUUCAUUUAGUUCUUGCAAAAUGGAAUCUGGUUUAACUUUGUGCGUUUGUAUAGUGUGUUUCUAAUUUCUUAUCAUUGUACUACUUUAUCAUGGAACAAUCUAACAACUUGUAGCUUUGUGGCUUUGUGCUACUAUUCUCUGUGCAAAACAGCUGAAGAAAUGUUUAAUAACUCUAGAACUUAGAUGGUUUGUACAUUAUAGCUGUAAUUUGUAUAGUGUGUUUCUGGGAUUUGACUUUUAUCUCUGGGAUUUGACUCAUGUGGCAUUUGUAUAGUGUGUUUCUAGUUUCUUAACUUUAUUUGCGGUUGAAGAUAUGCUCUUCUAUCUAUUGAUGGUUAUGUCAUCUCAUGCAGCUACAUAGAGUAAUAUUCUAUAGUUAUAAUCUCUUCUAUAGUUA